CCAAGAGCUAAAAGCUAAUUUUCGUCAUUGAAAGCAUUACUUGAUGUCCAAAAUUUGGCGUCAGUUUGCUCUAAUAGAACAGGUUUUCGUUCGCACGUAUGCUGACGAAAAAAAUGAAUAUUCAUCAACGUUUUAUUUGGUUCUUGUAAAUUCAGAAAGAUUAAUCUAGCAAUACGACAGCUUUUUGUUUCUUUUGAAAAACCACCUGCAGUGAAUACUCAGAAGUCGAGCUUCGCGGCGAAAACUAAAUCGACAUUUGUGAGGAACGAAGUAUGAAGCGUUGUUUUGAGCCGAGUCAAGCUCAACAUUUUUUUAUUCUCUGAAAUUUGUUUGGUAUUUCCUCAGAAUUUCUUUGGACUCAUCCAUCGAUGAAAAUACGUCGAGUUUACGAACAACUUUUGAAGCAAGAAAAGCGAACAGUCCUCCGAUUGAAGUGUCUUUCUGGAGCAACAGCCUUUAUUGUCUUCGCUGUGUUUCUCACGACGUUUCUUAGCUCAGAAGUCGUUCGGAAAAUUGCUAAAGGUUUUGGUUUUGAGGAAGGUGGCUGCGUUGUACAAGAAUCAUAUUUUACUGGUAGCAAUGUUAGCUGCGCAUGUGGAAUGCACACUUGUUUUAGCCUCUAUCCUUGUUUACGGGUCUUGGUAAAAAUGACUGCGAAACGGACUGAAGAUGCUGAAACAUCUACGCCAGUCCUUCUGCAUAACACCAUUUACGAUAUGGGAUCUGAAGUAAGUCAAAGGAUGCCUGUUCUUCUGAGUUAACAUAAUUUUGCGUCUACGCACGGUUAAUUAUUGUUCACAGAGUUGAAUAAUACGUGGUAGAAAACGGAACACUGUGUUUUAAAGAGCAUGUAGAAUGAAACUCCCGGGCUUAAAGGAAUUCCUAAACUUGAAAACAAUUUACGUAUGAAAGGAUUUUCAAAAUUUUUUCGUGUCAGCUUCAUAUGCCAACGCCAAGACAAUUUAAACAAAUAAUCGAACGGAAGACAGCCUAAAGAAGUACAUCGAUCCCAAGUUUUAAAAACAAAAACAUAUCUACAAGACUCUAAAACCGUUCAGUCCAAAAAAAUUUCAACUUGAAAUCUAAAUUAUGAAUUGAAAAAGUGCAACUAAAGUUCAAACACCAAUUUUCUAGACCUUCUUUCAACAAGGAACUGCAAAUUGGCUAGACUAUCCCGUUUGUUUACAAUAUAACCUCAGACGAUUUAUGCAAAAGUAUAAUCACCCAUGGUGUUUCAUUAUGUUAAUUAGAAAACAAAAUACUAUCUGUUCGCGAUAGCUUGCUUUAGUUUUGAAAAGCUUCCUUCGUAAUAAUUUAUGAAUCAUUGAUGUAGAUGUUUUCUUCAAUUUCAGUGUACCUACGGGCCUCCUUGUGAGCCAAAUAUCACUAACAACUUCGCUUCUGUGCUCAAAUACAAAAACUCCAAGGGACAGCGGGAUCACCUGUUGCAGUGCUACUUUAACCCGAAUGAUCCCACAGCGGUGAUAUUAGACAAAAGUGCACAUGAAAUGAUUGCGUUUCACGCCAUGUUUUGGCCAUGUUGCGCAUUUAUAAUCGGUCUGUGUAUUCUGCUGAAGACAUAUUACAUGAGGAAAGCUCACAAAAAGCAGGAUGUUGUAAAGCCACAAGACAUUGAACUUGGAGAGACACAUCUCACCUCUAAUAACAACGUUUAUAAUUAUCAUUUCGUCAAAUGUCUUGCGGAAUAACUGAAGAGGUGUAUCAUAUUAUUUCAUGCGAAAAAUAAAUUGUAAAGCAGAGAUUUAAUAAUUUCGGAGCAUUGAGUAUAUUUCAUUUUGUCUGUUUUAGUUCCGGUUGUUCGUCUAAACCUAAGAGACCAAUAAAGAGAUUUUUAUGAAACCUUGGAGUUCCCUCUCGGCCCUGAACUCUUCCUUCUUUUGUUAGCGCAAGAGUAAGAUCGCGGAAAUAGUAGGAUAUCAAGGGCACCGCGGUUCAAGCAUCUCGUUGCAGCCUAAGUGUCCCUUAAAUGCAUCCAUUGUUCGAAGUGCAAAACACUGACAUCCCAAUCGUAGUCCCAUUCGCUGUUAGCGAUAAGAAAGGAACCAAAAUAUUGACCGUAAACUUCAAUAUUCUCAUUGUAUAUUGUUUCUUUGAUUCGUAUAUAUAACUUUGAUCCAUUUAUUACUCCAGUU
Messenger RNA from Pocillopora meandrina, 2153 nucleotides. The record is from the annotation of a GenBank genome assembly. Lineage: Eukaryota; Metazoa; Cnidaria; Anthozoa; Scleractinia; Pocilloporidae.